Molecule: messenger RNA, 2733 nt
Organism: Epinephelus lanceolatus (giant grouper)
Lineage: Eukaryota; Metazoa; Chordata; Actinopteri; Perciformes; Serranidae
Gene: htr1fa
Product: 5-hydroxytryptamine (serotonin) receptor 1Fa
Biological process (GO): adenylate cyclase-activating adrenergic receptor signaling pathway; positive regulation of MAPK cascade
Cellular component (GO): plasma membrane
Molecular function (GO): G protein-coupled serotonin receptor activity
Source: RefSeq, a predicted model, not a curated record
AGUAAACGGGUGUCGGCGUGAACGUCGCUGAGCUGUGAAUGGACAUUAAUAGGGAAUGUAAUGUUCUUCUCCCACUGCCUGCUUGCUUCUAUCAUUUAAUCUCUGCAGCGGAAGCCGGGUGUUGCUGAGUGACUGAGGGGAUGUGAUGGCACAGCUAGCAGGCUGGACAGAUCCGAGCAGACUGCCUGCUGCACACUGAACCAUCUGGAUGCAACACGUUAGAGCCUAGACAGAAUGGAUUUUCCCAAUUUCACUGAAGGGGUGUUUGCCACAAACAGCAGUGGUAAUGACACACUGGAGACCACUAAACCCCCUCCCAGUAAGAUCCUGCUUACGCUGACCCUGUCUGUACUGGCUAUCCUGACUACAUUCUUCAACUGCCUGGUGAUCACAGCUAUCGGAGUCACGCGCAAGUUGCACCACCCAGCCAACUACCUCAUCUGCUCCUUAGCAGUGACUGACCUGCUGGUGGCUGUGCUGGUCAUGCCCUUCAGUAUAAUGUACAUCCAGAAAGAGUACUGGGGCAUGGGUCAGGUGGUGUGUACCAUCUGGUUAAGUGUGGAUAUCACCUGUUGCACCUGCUCCAUCCUGCACCUCGCUGCAAUCGCCAUCGACCGUUACAGGGCCAUUACUGAUGCAGUGGAGUACUCUCGCAAACGCACAGGGGCGAGGGCUGGGGCGAUGGUGGCAGUGGUGUGGCUCUUGUCUAUCCUCAUUUCACUUCCUCCUCUAAUCUGGCGGCACUACAGCGGGGAUGCAGAGCAGGUAGACCAGUGCAUCAUGAUGCACCAUCACAUUGCCUUCACCUUGUACUCCACCCUUGGAGCAUUCUACAUCCCCCUGAUGCUCAUCCUCAUCCUCUACUACAAAAUCUACCGGGCUGCUCAGACCCUGUAUAUGCGCAGGGAGGCCAGCCGGGCAAGCCGUCACUCAUGCAUGACCAAUGGGAGCAUGAUCCCGUCCUACCCUGCUGGAGAAGGCGACGACGAUGGGGGACCGAGAAGUCCGGUGCCCAUAAGCCCACCAGAAAAGUCUGUCUCUGAACCCUCAAAUGAGGAGCCCCCACGUGAACGGGUGCGUGCAUCAGUGAAGGCCUUCCGGAGCAAGACGCGCCGGCAUGAGUCACGUAGUGAGUCACGACGGAGCCAGUUUUACCAAGGACCACGGAUCUCAGGCUCCCGGGAGCGCAAAGCUGCAUCAACGCUGGGAUUGAUAAUAGGGGCCUUUGUCAUCUGUUGGUUGCCAUUUUUUGUCAAGGAGGUGAUCGUCAACACCUGCGAUGCUUGCAGUACCUCAAUGGAGAUGGCUGAUUUUCUGACAUGGCUGGGCUACAUCAACUCGCUAAUCAACCCCCUUAUCUACACCAUCUUUAAUGAAGACUUCAAAAAAGCGUUUCAAAGACUUGUUAGGUGCAGCCAUUACCUCUGAUGGUUACAAUUGUGCAUGAUCAUACCCAUUAUGCCACCACAUGUACACAUGUAUCCAGGUGGGGACAGACUAAAAGAUGGCCAUCAGAGAAUACUGACUGAAUACUGAUGCAAUGUGCCUGAGAGACAAUCAGGUUUGACACCCAUUCCCAGAUGCUCCACCAGGCACUCCAACAGCCUCAGUGGCACCAGCUCAGCGAUGAGGUUUGCAGCAAAGUUCCACAUUGAAGUACACGUCUUGCUAUUAAUAGAACAACCUGAGAUUUCCUUGAUGUUAACUGGUAUGUUUGAAAGGACAUUGACAUGUUGGUUUUUAGAAAAUGGGCCAUCGCUGACCUUUCUGAGGUCUGGGUUUUGAGCAUUAGUCCCCAUUAAAGGGCCUUAAAAUAGCUGACCAUUAUGGCUUUCCCAUCUAAUGACCUCCGGUCUAUCUAGUCCAAGCUGCUGGCUGAAAUACAGAACAUGUGUAAUAUACCACAGCAUACCAAGUUGUGAUUUCCCAUGGUCAUGAUGUUAUAAAGGGUCACUUUUACCUGAUUGACUGUCACAGUGAUUGUUAACAAACAUUGUUGUUGAAUGUGAUAUGUAUUCAGCAAAACACUUCAACAAAUAUGAAAUAAAAAUUUGCAGAUUAUUGAAGUGUCUUGUCAGGUAAUGGUAAUGACACUGGCUUAAAUCAUCUGUCCAUCUGAAAGCGAAAAGUUGUUACCUGCCUUUCGUCAACGUCUCAACACUGAACAUAACAUGCCAUCUUUUAAAUGUUUAGGAUGAGCAGCUAAGAAUAUGAAGAAAAUGUUUUAUGAUCUAGGACCAAAUCAUACCAUUAAUAAAACAUUAUGAAUUAUAUUUAAAAAAAAAAUACUUGGGGACCAAUAUAAAAACUGAGCUUGUCUCCACUUUCACUUCAGAAGGUUAUCAUGUGGAGAGGGCUUGAGAUAUUGGGGUUACAGGUUCUAUAGGACACUACCACUUUAAUUGAUGUAUUGCACAACAUGUUAUGUUUCUUUAAGUCGGGGAUACUCAACUUGUUCUGCCGAGGGGGCCACGUUUGCAAAAUGAUGGGAAUGAAUCACAUUAAUCAGUAUAAUCAAUGAACUGCCUGUUUCCAAUUUUUCAGCGUUUGUUGUCCUGACUUAUCUUUGCCAAGAGGCGAAUCCAGUCUCAGCAGGUCGAGUGUACGCAGGGACGUUUCAAGGAUUUGAGGACAUUCGGAGCUCAGCCCAGAUCUUUGCCAGGGGAGCACCCCCGGGUCCUGGCACGUUUUUUUUUAUUAACAAGCUCUAUUUGGAUGCUUUUUUAAUGCACU